This is a messenger RNA of Cylindrotheca closterium, 1314 nucleotides long. Lineage: Eukaryota; Bacillariophyta; Bacillariophyceae; Bacillariales; Bacillariaceae. The record is from the annotation of a GenBank genome assembly.
AUGUUCGGAACAAAAAAGUUUCUACUAUUGCUAUUGGCCGUUGUGCUGAUGGUUGGAUCCAUUGAUGCCGCUGCAGUCCCCGAAAGAAAAUUGAAUUCAAAGAAGGAAGAAACAGAGGCCACCAAGGCUAGCUCAUCGAAGUCAUCUAAGAAGAGUGCUGCCAUGCACCCUACACCCCCCGAGCAUCCAAUGACUGAAGCACCCAAGCCCACUGAUGCUCCGAUGACCCAUCCUCCUAUGCCUUCCGCCGCACCCGAGCACCCAACUACUCCAGCACACCCAACUGCUCCAGCACACCCCAAGGGUAGCAAGAAGGGAGGAGACUCCAGUGGAAAGGGAUCCGGAAAGGGAGGAUCUGGAAAAGGAGGAUCCGGAAAGGGAGGAUCUGGAAAGGGCUCCAAGAAGUCUUCAAAUGAUGAUGGAAAAGGAAAGGGAGGAAAAGGAAAAGGAGGAAAAGGAAAAGGAAGCAAGAAGAGCAGCAAGAAGAUGGGAGGUGACGGUGAUGAUGGUGGUGUCGAUCCACAUGCCCCAACUCCUGCACCCAAUGGUUCCGGCUCCAACGCUACUGCAUCUCCAACUUCCAUGGAUUCUUUCGCCGUUCGCCCAGCACCCUAUGCUCUGUACUACACCUUUGACAACGAUUCUGUUGGUGACGCAACUAUUGAUCAGUUCAAUGAACUUGCUGAUCUCACCAGAACUUUCUUGGACGAGUACUUCACUGACAAAUAUGGGCAAACAAGCAUCAUCGAGCUUGAUGAUUUCCUCACUUUCUUGACUAGAAGCGAUGCUACAACUCGACCAGCUAUGGCUGUCUACCGAUCUGUAGCAAGAUUCAACCCCCGAUCAAUCUUCUAUCCCCCACGAUCUGAGAUUGAGUCGGAGAUUGAACUUGCCUUCACCGAACCUGCCAGCCAAUUGGCAUACUUGAAGAAGUUGUCCGAUGACUUGCCAACAGGGAAUCCUUUCAAGACAGUUGCUUCCAUUAGAUAUGGAGAGCCUGCUGACAGUGAUUCCGUCGCUGCAUCAAGCGUUUCUGGAUUUGCGACUGCCGGCAUCGCUGCUGCAGCAGCUGGUGUUGUUGUCCUUGUUGCAGGUCUAGCUUUGUUGAGCCGAAACCGCAAUGGAGGCGAUGAAGAUGCCAGUGUUGAAAGCUUCCCUCCAAAGGCCUACAAGAAGUCUUCUGCAGGAUCUGUUGCCGGUGAGACUUGCGCAGGUACCACAUGGAGAUCAACUGUGAAUGAAGAAGAGCUUCAAGACGAACCUCUAGAUGACGCGCCAAGGCAGCAUACGUCGAAAUUGAAUGCCGAAUACUGA